Molecule: messenger RNA, 1824 nt
Organism: Volvox carteri f. nagariensis
Lineage: Eukaryota; Viridiplantae; Chlorophyta; Chlorophyceae; Chlamydomonadales; Volvocaceae
Exons: 6
Coding region: 1-1824 (607 amino acids)
Cellular component (GO): nucleus
Molecular function (GO): DNA binding
Source: RefSeq, a predicted model, not a curated record
AUGGAAUGGUUACCACGAGCACGUCAGGUACUGCACACGUUGGACGAGCUUACAGCUGGGUUUACAAGCAUGCAGAUGGAUGGGCACAGCACAGCACAGCGAUCAGCACAGCACAGCGAUCAGCACAGCACAGCUCAGCAGCGCACGGCACCCUCCAGCCCAGUUGUACAUUUUCGUAUGGGCGGGUGCACGGCUGCAGCGGUAGUCAGCAGUCAAGGCAGCCGGGUGAAGCUGACGCCACAGACCUUGAAAAAAACAGGCAUGCGGAGGUGGAGCUGCGCGUCAGAUAUCGCGCCUGUAACUGUAGGCUUUAUGAGCGAAACGAAAGAAAACCAAAGUUUUCUGUGUAUUUGCCGAGCGUGUACUCGGUUGAAUGUCCGUGGUACCCCUCCGUCUGAACGACCCCUAAGCGGGGUUGGAAUCCACAGCAUCCACAUUGAACACGUACGGGCCAAGGAAGGGCAUCUGUACCUGGGCAAGACCGAGCGCUCGCCACCUAAGGAGAAGUACUCCGAGGGCUUGCAGGGCAUUGGCGCCGACUUGGCUUGUUCGCCCAACCACUGGUCCAACGAGGAGCUCAUGCUGCGCUGGAUCGACAAGGUGCUCCUACCGUACUUCACCCGUGCGAAGGAGAAGCUCGGCCUUCCGCCUGACCAUCCCUGCAUGCUCAUCCUGGACUGCUGGCAGGUGCACCUUUCGGAGGCCUUCCAGAGCCACCUCAAGACCACAUGCGCGGGUGCCAUGGUGAAGUACGUCCCUGCCAACUGCACCUCCAAGCUGCAGCCCGCCGACACCGGACUUCAGAAGCCGUUCAAGGACCAGUACCGCACGGAAGGGGCCCUCGCUUUCAGGGAGCUUGUGGCGCAGAUGAUGCGAGCAGGGAUUCCGCCUAUCGAGGCCGAGGUGAAUCUGCGGACUGCGACCAUGAAGUCCCUGAUUUGCACCCUCCUCCUGGCCGCGUGGCAGCAUCUCGCCAGCAACAAGGCCCUGGUUACUAACGCCUGGUCUAACGCCACCAUUCUCCGCGCGUGGGACCAUCCAGUCAUCGACGAGGCAACUCGCAAGGUGCUGGACCAGGGCGAGGCUGGCCUCUUUCCGCCGGCCGUCAGCCACCAUGAGGCCCAGGCGACAGCUGCCGCAGUAACUGCUGGCAUGACGGGCUACACAGGCCCCCCGGCUGAGCCCACGUCCACACCGGCUGCUGACGAGAACUGCGACACCAAUGACCCCAGCCCGUACAUCAUGCACGAUGAUGACGACGGCGAUGAUGAGGCCAUGCUGGUCAAGUUGGACCAGCACUUCACUGAGCUUCAACAUGCGUAUGAGGUCAUGACAGACGAAGAGAAACAGGCUGUGCGUGCAUCCGCGCGGUCUGUCAAGAGCCGCUUCACCAUCGACUUCGACGAUGGUGGUGCAGCGAGCAUGCAUGGCCGGGGCCGGGGCAGGGGCGGAAGCAGCCGGGGGUCUGCUGGGCGAGGCCGUGGGCGGGGCCGCGGGCGAGGCCGUGGGCGGGGCCGCGGGCGAGGCCGUGGGCGGGGCCGCGGGCAAGGCCGUGGGCGGGGCCGUGGGCGGGGCCGCGGGGUCAAGCGGGCGCGGUGUGAUUUCGAGGUGGAGGAGGAUGCGGAGGUGGGAGAGGAGGAUUCGGAGGAAGGGGGCUCGGCGGAGCAGGAGUCAGAAGAAGGGGAGUCGGAGGAAGGGGAGUCAGGGGAGGAGGAGGGGGAAGGCAAGGAGGAGGAGGAAGAAGAGGAGGAGGAUCCCAGUGACGAGGACAGCGAUGGGGAGAGCGACGGGGAAGAUAUGCGCGAGUGCUCUACGCUGAGCUGA